Molecule: messenger RNA, 2067 nt
Organism: Saccharomyces mikatae IFO 1815
Lineage: Eukaryota; Fungi; Ascomycota; Saccharomycetes; Saccharomycetales; Saccharomycetaceae
Gene: BPL1
Product: biotin--[acetyl-CoA-carboxylase] ligase BPL1
Exons: 1
Coding region: 1-2067 (688 amino acids)
Biological process (GO): protein modification process
Cellular component (GO): cytoplasm
Molecular function (GO): biotin--[biotin carboxyl-carrier protein] ligase activity
Source: RefSeq, a predicted model, not a curated record
AUGAAUGUAUUAGUCUACAAUGGGCCUGGAACUACGCCAGGAUCAGUCAAGCAUGCUGUGGAAAGUUUACGUGACUUUUUGGAGCCCUACUAUGCUGUCAGUACGGUCAACGCCAAAGUAUUACAGACAGAGCCAUGGAUGUCAAAAACUUCGGCUGUGGUAUUUCCAGGUGGCGCAGAUCUUCCCUAUGUCCAAGCUUGUCAACCUAUUAUUUCUCGAUUGAAACAGUUUGUUACUAAACAAGGUGGUAUUUUCAUCGGUUUUUGUGCUGGAGGUUAUUUUGGUAGUAGUCGUGUAGAGUUUGCUCAAGGUGACCCUACAAUGGAAGUUUCAGGAAGCAGGGAUUUGCGUUUCUUUCCAGGAACAAGCAGGGGACCGGCGUACAACGGAUUUCAAUACAACAGUGAAAUUGGCGCACGUGCAGUUGCAUUAAAUCUUCCAGAUGGCUCACAAUUCUCGACUUAUUUCAAUGGAGGGGCUGUUUUCGUUGAUGCAGAUAAGUUUGACAAUGUAGAAAUUCUGGCAGCAUACGCAGACCACCCGGAUGUUCCUUCUUCUGAUUCAGGGAAAGGACAAAGUGAAAAUCCGGCUGCUGUAGUGCUAUGUGAUGUUGGAAGGGGUAAAGUCUUACUGACUGGUCCACAUCCUGAAUUCAACGUGCGUUUUAUGAAAAAAUCCACAGAUAAGCAUUUUCUUGAAACCGUCGUUGAGGACCUAAAAGCACAAGAAAUUGAUAGAUUGAAGUUUAUGAGAAUGAUUCUUACCAAAACUGGGUUAAACUGUAAUAAUGACUUCAAUUAUGUAAGGGCUCCAAACUUAACACCACUGUUUAUAGUCAGCGCCCCAAAUAAGCAUGGAUAUUUGCAAGAGAUGGAAAACAACUUGUUGCACCAUGGAGCGUGUACGGAUAAUUCUGAGCAAUGCUCAGAACUAAAGGCCGAAACCGACACUUUUCAAUUUUAUAAAGGUUACAAACCUUCUUACAAUAUGGCUAGAUCCUCUUUACUUUAUAAAGAGCCAGAUGAGGUUCCCAAGACACUAAUAUUUCCGGGCGAAAAAGAGCAUACUCCACCAUCUCAAUACACGCCCAAUUUUGAUAUGAAAGAAUACUUCAAGUAUCUGAAUACUCAAAAUACAAUAGGUUCUUUACUUUUAUAUGGUGAAGUUGUAACAUCAACAAGCACUAUAUUGAAUAAUAACAAAUCCUUGUUGAGUUCAGUCCCUGAAAACACCUUACUCCAUGUAGGCACUAUUCAAGUUUCUGGACGUGGGAGAGGUGGUAACACUUGGGUUAAUCCAAAAGGUGUUUGUGCAUCAACGGCAGUAGUAACGUUGCCCCUUCAAUCGCCUGUAACUAAUAGAAAUAUAUCUGUUGUUUUUGUCCAAUACCUUUCUAUGCUCGCCUAUUGUAAAGCAAUACUUUCCUACGCGCCUGGAUUUUCAGAUAUUCCUGUUAGAAUCAAGUGGCCUAAUGACCUUUAUGCUUUAAAUCCCGUCUACUAUAAGCGCAAAAACUUAAAUCUGGUCAACACUGGUUUUGAGCAUACAAAGUUGCCCUUAGGUGAUGUUGAGCCUGCUUACCUCAAAAUUUCAGGUUUGCUAGUUAAUACACACUUCAUUAAUAACAAAUACUGUUUGUUACUUGGUUGUGGUAUAAAUUUGACUAGCGAUGGCCCUACAACUUCUUUGCAAACUUGGGUUAAUAUCUUAAAUGAAGAACGUCAGCAAUUAAACCUUGAUUUAUUGCCAGCAAUCAAGAUAGAAAAACUACAAGCCCUUUAUAUGAAUAAUCUUGAAGUCAUAUUAAAAGAAUUUAUUAAAUAUGGAGCUGCAAAAAUAUUACCAAGUUAUUAUGACUUAUGGUUACACAGUAAUCAAAUAGUAACAUUGACGGAUCAUGGCAAUACACAAGCAAUGAUUACUGGUAUCACGGAAGACUAUGGAUUAUUGAUCGCAAAAGAAUUGGUAAGCGGUAGCUCCACUCAAUUUACAGGAAAUGUUUAUAACUUACAGCCAGAUGGCAAUACGUUCGAUAUUUUUAAGAGCCUAAUAGCUAAAAAGGUUUAG